Messenger RNA from Megachile rotundata (alfalfa leafcutting bee), 2814 nucleotides. Its product is annotated as OTU domain-containing protein 7B. Gene Ontology annotation, molecular function: K63-linked polyubiquitin modification-dependent protein binding; DNA binding; zinc ion binding. NCBI's taxonomy places the organism in Eukaryota, Metazoa, Arthropoda, Insecta, Hymenoptera, Megachilidae. The record is from RefSeq and is a predicted model, not a curated record. Gene Ontology annotation, cellular component: nucleus; cytoplasm. Gene Ontology annotation, biological process: protein K11-linked deubiquitination; protein K63-linked deubiquitination; protein deubiquitination involved in ubiquitin-dependent protein catabolic process.
AUUAAUAAGUGUUUCGAAUACUUUUUUUAUUCAUAUAUACUGUGAACGAACAUAUUUUUGCGUGGGUGAUAUAUGCGAUGCGCAAUGCAUACUUUCAAGGUUAAAUGCAUUUCGAAGUAACAGUAAGGUAUUAUGAGAUAAGCUGUAGCACAGAGAGUUUUCUUGAAUUUCAAAAGUUAUCGCGCUACUGCGAUCACAUCGACCUGUUCGCCAAUGAACAAGAAUACUACUGCGUAAAUAAACAGCAAUACCUAUACUCCUCGUCGAUUUGACAUGUGACCGGUUUAAAGUUUCACAGUGACUGUUGCGCAUAAUAAUAAUAAUUCGUUUUCUGCCACUCUAUCCGACAGUUUCGAGGCUACGCGCUUUAGGUUAUGUUGUGUUUAUAUUACCGUUCGUACAGACAGAUUCUUAGUUUUCAUACGCUGUGGACAGCCAUCCCAAAGUAAAUUUCGGUGUGGUAAGGCAGGGUAAUGAACGUGGAGCUAUCCACAUACGAUGGUUCAGAGAAAGAGUCAACCUCUAACAAUGGAUUGGAUAAUGGAGGGGGUGCUACAAAGAAAUUGGCUAGGGGUAUAUCUCGAGCAACAGAGAAUGCAGCUAUUGUCUCUCAUGCUCGUUCCCAACUAGCCACUUUAGGUCCUUUGGACACCCCGGAAUUCACAUUCUCGCUUCCUGAUUUAAGCGUAUAUCCAGAUUCAUUUCGUCAAUUUCUGGAAAAAGAUCUGAUUGAAAGAGGAUGUUUAACUUCUUUGGAAGCUGCUGGUCGUUUAAACUGGUGGUGUGGAGGUAAAAAUGGAAGCAAUAGAGUACUGUGGCCUUUGGCAACAUCCGGAGAUGGCAAUUGUCUCUUACAUGCUGCUUCUCUUGGCAUGUGGGGCUUUCAUGAUAGACUUCUCACAUUAAGGGAAGCAUUGCAUGAUACUCUGGCUAAAGGAGAGUAUAGACAUGCUUUGUUUAGAAGGUGGAAAUGGCGACAAAUGGGCUUAAAUGCAGCUGCAGGGUUGUCUUAUACAGAAGCAGAAUGGUUAACAGAAUGGCAAACAAUUGUUGAUAUGGCUUCUCCUAUUUUUAGAAAUCAAACUGCUACAUCUUAUCAGAGUCUUGAAGAAGUACACGUAUUAGCAUUGGCUCAUGCUUUAAAAAGAUCUAUAAUAGUUAUAGCAGAAACUAUGUUAAAAGAUGCAGAAGGUGUAGCUUUAGCACCCAUCCCAUUUGGUGGAGUGUACUUACCAUUGGAAGUACCUUCAUCUCGAUGUCAUAGAACUCCAUUGCUUUUGGCAUAUCAUUCAGCUCACUUUUCCCCUCUUGUUACCGUGGAUGGGGCAAAUGAUUUCAGGGAGGGUUGUAACGAAGGUGUUAGUAUACCUCUUGUUGAUCCAGAUACAGGCCAGUUAUUGCCUGUUUUAUUUGCGGUCGAUCCUGGUCCAGACUGGGAUUGGGAAGAAGGUUCACGGGACUUGUUAACUUGCCAGCAAGAUACGUUGGAAAUUUUAUUGCGCGUAUAUUUGGAUUGUGAAUAUCAAAAUUUUAUAUCGGAAGAAAUCGAUAGAUUAUCCGAUACGGACGGUUCACUUUCUAAAACAGCAAAACAGUUACUGGGUGUUGCAAAACAAUUUGGAUCGAUUGGAAGAUCCGUUAGUAAAAGACUAUGGUCUAUGGCAAAAAGACCAAAAAGCCCACCGACGACGACAGGAGGACUUUCUACCGAAGGUUUAUUGUGCGUAAGAAUCAGAAGUAGACGUCACCAAUAUGUAGAUCAGAUGCUUCAAAAUUAUCUGGAAUGUGCUCAUGCAAGAUACCUGCAAGAUCAUAAAGUUGAUGAAACACGUAGCGAAAUGAAUUAUGGUGCUGGCAAAUCUAAAUUUUAUGCUGCCAGCGAUCAAGACAGCCAUGCGAGUGUUAGCAAGUUAUUACCCACAAAUCCAAAUAAAGAUCGCACACUUUAUCUUUCUAGAUCCACCUUUUACAAUGACCAAACAUCAUCCGAUAGACCGGGACCAGCGUUAUGGAAUAAUAGCAACAGCUUAGGUGCCGUAGUUAAAGAAUGUCGUAGCGAACAAUGUCAAUUUUUUGGAUCAGCAGAGAAUGAUUAUUACUGCUCACAGUGUUGGGCAAAUCGACGUUAUCGCUGAGAAAUUAAUCUCGGUAGCAUAUGACAAUAAUAACUCCUCGAUAUUGUUCAAAUUAAAUCAAGUAUAAUCGAAUUUAGAAGUAUCACUAGGCACAGUUUAAAAUAUCGCUUGAAAGAAAUAAUGAAUUUGCUAAUUUUCUUCCUGCUAUAUUAAUUUAUUACGAAUCACUGCAUUUCAUCAUUUUUCUUUUAACUAUUUAUUGGUAUUCAUAUCUUUCAAAAGCAUAUCAAAUGUACAGGGUUCGACUCUCUCUUUAGCAUAUUAUACAUUAAAAUGCCUUUUGCGUGUAGCUUAUAAAUUAGAAUCGUCUUAAAGAAGAAAUUUAUAUUUUCAAUUAAUAAUAAAUUUCUAUUUUCACGAGAUACAAUCAAUCCAUAACUUUUUUGCACGUGCCUUCUGUCGCACACGAUAAAAAAAGUGAAAUAUAAAUAUGAUGAUAAUACUCGGUUUUCAGUGCUGCGGUGGAAAACCCAUUUAUUCUUGCAACUACCUCUACCGCUUUUAAUACAAUGCUUUGUACGAAUGAAUCGCGCUUUGCUCGCUUACAUCUUAAGUGAGAUUUCUUACAAAAGCGUGAAUUUGAUAUGGUAAAGUGAUAUCAAAUCGUUCAUUAUAUUUAACCUUGCCUGUUGGCAACUGUUCAUGUAAAGUUGUGUGAGGAAUAAAACAUAUUUUUAUA